Molecule: messenger RNA, 2039 nt
Organism: Contarinia nasturtii (swede midge)
Lineage: Eukaryota; Metazoa; Arthropoda; Insecta; Diptera; Cecidomyiidae
Gene: Atu
Product: another transcription unit protein
Exons: 6
Coding region: 169-1947 (592 amino acids)
Biological process (GO): transcription elongation by RNA polymerase II; positive regulation of transcription elongation by RNA polymerase II
Cellular component (GO): Cdc73/Paf1 complex; nucleus
Molecular function (GO): RNA polymerase II C-terminal domain phosphoserine binding
Source: RefSeq, a predicted model, not a curated record
AGUUCAUCUAUCUCAGUGUAGCCGCAUAAUUGACAGUUCGAUUUUGUAUCAUUUUAUUUAUUUUUGGCAUCGUACACAGUGUGAACAUAUAAUACUAUUUUUUCGUUCGUAAUUUGAAGCUAUACGACAUAUUCGACUUUUCACACGAUACAAAUUCGAUACACAAAUAUGAAACUCAACUCACUGGACGAUUCAGGUUCUGGAUCAGAAUCUGAAUCUCGAAGCGUUACACCAAUUCAUUCUGGGGAUGAUGCAGCCGAUGGUGGAAAUCGUUCUCCAUCGGCCACAUCAUCUCGUAGUCCAAGUAGGUCGCGAAGUGGCUCUCGCAGCCGAUCACCUUCAAAAAGUCGAUCACCUUCUAAAAGUCGAUCACCUUCCAAAAGUCGAUCACCUUCAAAAAGUCGAACACCUUCAAAAAGUCGAACACCAACACCAGACGGUUCACACAAAUCACGAAGCCGCAGUCGAAGUGGGUCAAAUCGAAGCCACAGCGGCUCACGUCACAGCGGCUCACAUCACAGCAAAAGUAGAAGUCGUAGCCGAAGUGUUUCGGAACAUUCAAAUCGUUCAGCUUCACAAAAGUCUGGCAGUCGCAGUCGCAGUGCAUCGGCCGAAUCAGACGUGGGCGGUGAAAAGCGAAAACGUCAAAUAUUAAGCGAUUCGGGCAGUGAGACUGAAAAAAAAGUUCCCAAGAAGAAGAAAUCGGCUUUGAUUGAUUCGGACAGCGAGCCAGAAGAACAACCAAUGGCCGAACAAAAUGAGGAUUUUGACGCAGCUGAAAUAUUUGGUGAUGCCGACGACAUAAGUACCGAUGGUGAAGAGGCAAGAAUAAGAGGUGAAAUGUCUGGUGAUGAUGAUGUUCGACGUGGAAGUGACCAUGAAGAUGAUGUAAAACGCGGUAGGGAUUCCGACAGGAGAAGUUCGGUUAGUGGCGACGAACGACGAAGUGAUGAUGAAAAUCAAAAUGAAAAAGAGCCGGAACCCGAGCCCAUACCAGAACGUCGUAUCGAUGUUGAAAUUCCGCGAAUUGUGUCCGAUUUGGGCAAAGAUGUUCAUUUCGUCAAAUUACCAAAUUUCUUGUCCGUUGAAACGCGUCCAUUCGACCCGAUAACAUAUGAAGAUGAAAUUGACGAAGAGGAAGCGACGGACGAAGAAGGUCGACAAAGAAUCAAAUUGAAAGUGAGUAACACAAUACGAUGGCGCGAAUAUUUGGAUGAUUUUGGAAACCCAAUCAAAGAAUCAAAUGCACGUAUGGUAAAAUGGUCAGAUGGUUCGAUGAGCUUACAUUUGGGCAAUGAAAUUUUCGAUGUGUAUAAACAACCAGUACAAGGUGAUCACAAUCAUUUGUUCAUUCGACAAGGUACUGGUUUACAGGGUCAAGCUGUAUUCCGAACAAAACUCACAUUCCGACCGUACUCAACCGAAUCGUUUACACACAAAAAGAUGACAAUGUCAUUGGCGGAUCGAUCGCAAAAAACGUCUGGCAUCAAAAUUCUUACACAAGUUGGCUUCGAUCCAGAUGCAGAUCGGUAUGCUAAAUUAAAGAAAGAAGAAGAACAAUUGCGUGCGGCGAUGAGACAAAAAACCACACAAACCAAACAGAAGCGACGCGAAACAGCUGCCAAUAUCAAUAAUUAUCGCGAAGAACACGAUUCGGAUGAUGAAGGGGCCAUUUCAAUUGCUGCUAUUAAGAACAAAUACACUGGCGGUAAAGGUGGUCCAAGCGGUGCGAAACAAGGAACCGGUAUUUACUCAUCGGACGAAGAAGACUCAGAUAUCGAUACGCGACGCAAAAAGAAAUCGGAUAAAUCCAAAGCAUUGCGACAACUUGCCGACUCGGAUGAAGAAAGCGGUUCGAAUCACGAUGAAGUUGGCAGCGGCAAUGAAUCAAAUACAGGCAGUGGCACCGCAACUGGUUCCGGAUCUGCUUCCGAAAAUUCUGAUUAGGAUUGAAUUUCACUCAAUUGUAUUAUUUAAGGUUAUUAGAUACCAUUUUUUGACAUGCUCUCAAUAAAGUUUAAAAAAAAAAUAAACCCACA